Cylicocyclus nassatus is the source of this 496-nucleotide messenger RNA. NCBI's taxonomy places the organism in Eukaryota, Metazoa, Nematoda, Chromadorea, Rhabditida, Strongylidae. The record is from the annotation of a GenBank genome assembly.
AGAAUGCAAUGAGUAGUAACGGAUUCCUCUACACGCCUGAAAAAUGAUUGCUGACCCAGUGCACAACUACUCAUGCACAUUCUACGAAUGGUCUCGCAAUCCUCAUCAUGCCAAGUUCUUUCGGAUUUUCUCCAUUAUUUCUGUGCUCACUGUACUCGUAGUCGUCGUCGUGCUCGGUAACGCACUCGUUAUUGCCGCGGUUCUACUCCGACGACGUCUGAGAUCGGCCACCGGUCUUUUGAUUCUCUCUCUAGCAGUGGCAGAUCUUUUGGUGGGAACUGUCAUUCUGCCAUUCAGUAUAGCAAAUGAAGUCUUGAAUGGUUACUGGAUAUUCGGAGAAACGUGGUGCACAAUCUGGUUGACCACAGACAUCUGGAUGUGCACAGCAUCUAUCUACAACCUUGUUGCCAUCUCCAUCGACCGAUAUAUAGCGAUAAUCAAGCCACUCAAUUAUCCAAUGCUAGUGACAAAAUUCCGUGCUCGUUGCACCGUCGCC